AGUUCAGUGUGUUGCAAACUCUCUUUAAACUGUGAGGGAAAGUCCUCUCGAGUAAAGGGGUGUGUUUUGUUGUUUUACAAAUGCUGACUCCAGUUGAGUUCAUUCACUCUGAUUAAGCGACCCAAGACAACACAUACUUGACAGACAGCUCAAAGAUGAGUGGACGAGUGGGAGACCUGAGCCCAAGGCAGAAGGAAACUCUAUCUGAGUUUAGGGAGAGAAUCCAGGACAUCCUACCCCACCUGCCAGAACAAGAUGACCACUACCUUCUGCGCUGGCUCAGAGCCCGUAAUUUUAGUAUUCAGAAAUCAGAAGCAAUGAUCAGAAAGCAGCAUUUGGAGUUCAGAAGACAAAUGAAAGUAGAUACCAUUGUUGAAGACUUUAAACCUCCAGAGGUUAUUAAAAUGUACGUGUCUGGAGGGAUGUGUGGUUAUGAUCGAGACGGUAGCCCCAUUUGGUAUGAUGUAAUUGGCCCCCUAGAUCCCAAAGGCCUUCUACUGUCAGCCACAAAGCAAGACUUUCUUAAGACUAAAAUCCAACAUACAGAAAUACUUCGGAGGGAGUGCAAACGCCAGUCUCAAAGACUGGGGAAACUCAUUGAAUCCAUUACACUUAUCCAAGACUGUGAAGGCCUGGGUUUGAAACAUAUGUGGAAGCCUGCCAUUGAUACAUAUGGAGAGGUUCUCACAAUGUUUGAAGACAACUAUCCAGAAGGGCUAAAAAGGGUAUAUCUUAUCAAAGCUCCAGCCAUCUUCCCAAUGGCCUACAACUUAAUAAAACAUUUUCUUUGUGAGGAAACCCGACGUAAAAUUGUCAUUUUAGGAAGUAACUGGAAAGAGGUGUUGAGAAAGAACAUCGACCCUGAUCAGCUUCCGGCAGUGUAUGGAGGAAACUUAACAGAUCCUGAUGGUGAUCCUCGCUGCAGAACAAUGAUAAAUUAUGGGGGCACUGUUCCCAAGUCAUAUUACAUCCAGGACUCUGUGAAGGUUCAGUACGAAAAUCAUGUCACUAUCAGCCGUGGUUCAGUGUUUCAGCUUGAAUAUGAGGUCACUACCCCCAACACACUUUUAAGAUGGCAGUUUGCCAGUGAUGGAGCAGAUAUUGGCUUUGGUGUCUAUAUGCGCACCAAAAAGGACGAGAGUCAAAAUGUGACAGAGAUGCUCCAGAUCUUGCCCACUGAAAGGUAUAAUGCCCACCUGGUCCCAGAGGACAGCUGCCUGACCUGCUCUGAACCUGGAGUCUAUGUGUUAUGUUUUGACAACAGCUAUAGCAUUCUUCAGUCCAAAAAACUGAGCUACAAAGUGGAAGUUGUUCCUACGGCUGAUUUGCAAACACUCAGUCAACACAGCAGAGGAGAUAUGAGACUGCAAUAAGCAUAAUACAGAGGACACAAAUGGCCCUUAGACAGCCUACAUUAAGUAUACUUCUUUUGCUGCAAUUAAGAACAUGGAAAUACAGCAGGGUAACAUCUGCUACACUGUUUGCAUUGCCACAUAUGCCUAACACAGACUAACAUAAAUAAUCUUUUUGAACUCAAAUAAGCCUUAUUCUUGCCAGUGUUGCCCAUCCAGGUAGAGUAGGUUAGCCUAUUUUAUAAUGCUAGAACAUUACUUGUAACAUUCUUGCAAAUUUUAUUUUGCCCACAAGAUGGCACUGCUUGAUGCUGAGGGUUACAUAAUUGCUGGUCAUGUUGUAGUAUCUCGAUGUUCUGUUACUGCUCUCCAAGGUCAAAAUUUAAGGUAAGCUUUCAUUCCCAACAAACCUAAUACAAACAUUAUUCGCCUAAACACUGCGUAGAAAAGAAAGAAAGACAUAUAAUAUUGACCUAUUUUGUAUUAGCCUAUAUAAUAAUUAAACUGUUGAUGCUGCACCUUGUUUUUCACCUCUUAUUUGUAAAAAUUGCUGACUGCAGUGAAGAGCCGAGACUUGGACUCCGUGCCAAAGGGAUGCAGGCAUGGCGCAGGAUGGAGAGGCGGGGCAAGGACAAGGAUGCACGGAUACCAUGUGGCUUACAUAACAGCAGCUGUUACCGGAUAGGUUACUACAGAUCUGCUGCUGCGCUCCAAGCCCCAUCCGUCAUAAAUAGGUUCAUGUAGAGAAAAUUUAGUUUUCUUCGACUGGUUUUAUCACACUGUCUUCCAAAAACAUGUGAGCCCAAUGGUUCUUAUUUUAUUAUGUUCUUUCUUAUUUUUUGCCACCUGUUUGCCUAUGAAUAAGAAAGUAAGCAUAAGAGAAUCUUUUAUCGUCCCACAACUGGAACUUUUCAGUAGGCUGCUGCCACGCAAAAGUAGACAGACUGCAGGGACAGAAGACUGAAGAUAUUUCUUAGAAUGGCAAGUAACAAAGCUAUGAUGACAAAUUAGUCAUCAAAUAAGCAGUUAUAUCAGUUAUAAAUUACCUAAUGUUACUUGUGUUAUUUUAUUUUAUUUUUUUUGUAAUUGUACUUUUAUUAGUAGAUGUUUAUAGCUUAUACAGAAUGUAUAAUUCCUGUAAUUAUGUCAUCAGGUUUUGUAUAAAACACUUACUUAAGAUUGUAUUAAUAGCUAAGUAACUUUUUUUAUGCAUAUUUAUAUAGAUCGCAAAUUUGGCAGUAGUUUCCCAUUUGCAACUGAAUAUGAAUUUUAAGUAGACUAUUCUUUCCACAGCUGUGGUUAUAACUGGUGAUGUACAGUAAAGAUUAGGAACAACAAUAAAGUUAUGUGACUUCA
This is a messenger RNA of Boleophthalmus pectinirostris (great blue-spotted mudskipper), 2708 nucleotides long. RefSeq names its product SEC14-like lipid binding 7 (gene sec14l7). The transcript is spliced from 12 exons. The record is from RefSeq and is a predicted model, not a curated record. The coding region runs from base 156 to 1373 and encodes 405 amino acids. Lineage: Eukaryota; Metazoa; Chordata; Actinopteri; Gobiiformes; Gobiidae. Gene Ontology annotation, cellular component: cytoplasm.